Molecule: messenger RNA, 1740 nt
Organism: Spinacia oleracea (spinach)
Lineage: Eukaryota; Viridiplantae; Streptophyta; Magnoliopsida; Caryophyllales; Amaranthaceae
Product: B3 domain-containing protein REM-like 1
Exons: 7
Coding region: 156-1508 (450 amino acids)
Molecular function (GO): DNA binding
Source: RefSeq, a predicted model, not a curated record
CUUCCAUAUCUUAGAAAUAACAUUACAGAAUUACCGUGAGUGAGACUUAGAGAGAGAGAGAGAGAGAGAGAGAGAGUGAACUUUCACGGUUCAUUGCUACUGCAAACUGUAACAGCUCGAUCAGGUUGGUUAACGCGGUUGCCACACAGGCUGCAAUGGACAACAAGCGUGAGCUUUCAUUUAAGAGAGCAUCCUUUAUGAAGGUGAUCGAGGACGAAUUCACCAAGAAGCUGCAAAUACCCCAAGCUUUCACAAAGAUCUUUGAAGAACGCGUACCACCAUGGCUCAUCUUAGAGAUUGCAGGAACCAGAAAAUGUUGGAGAGUAGACAUAGAAGAGGAUGGAAAUGGUGGGUUGUUUCUCAGUUGCGGUUUUGAUUGCUUUGCAAAAGCGAAUUCUUUGGAAGUUGGAAACUUCUUGCUCUUUGAGCUUGAAGAACCAUCCAUUCUCCAAGUGAAAAUUUACGAGAAAGACGGUUCAGAAAAGACGACAGUAGCAGGAACGACAACUUUUGAGUACGAAGUUGGACCCUUUGAAUCUAAAAGACAAACUCCGAUAGUCCACCAAGAAGGAGAAGCAAGUCCAUGGCCUACAAUGCCGCCUUCUGUUCAAUAUGGAGUGUAUGAGAAGAAGCAGAACAUUACUGACUGGAUUAAAAGGAAGAGAGGUAUAGUGUCAGAUACUAAACACGGUUUGCGUUUCUCUCUGAUUUGGAGAAAGGCUAAACACUUCACUUAUUAUCUGACAAUUCCAAAGGCAAUGGUGAGAGGAAAGACAUUCUCGGACAAAGACGCGGUAGUACUCCAGGACCGAGAAGGAAAGAACUGGCGAGUAGAGCUGAAACUGAGGCCUGAUGGUCGUUUGGAUUUCGCUCAAGGAUGGAGGGAUUUUGUGAAAGACAACGAAUUAAGAACCGGUGACACAUUGGUCUUUGAGUUUGUAUCGAACAAUGUGAUUCAAGUUCAUGUGGGACGGACUUCUCAACUUGAUCAUAAUCCUUACCAAAGAGAACAAGAUUGCAAACUUGAACCAACGGAACGUAAUAACAUGGCAUGUGAAAAUGAUCAGGAGCUUCCUGCUAACUGUACCAUCAAUAAUAAUGCACCUGUAAUGGUGGGUAAAUACGAGCCAGUUACGUUUGGAUCGCAAAGCCCUUCAUUCUCUUUUACUUGGAAGCAGAAAACAAAAAAUAAUUCAUAUUUGCACGUUCCGAAAGCAAUAGCAAGCAGGCAGAAGCUGCAGCACAAAGACAUAGUAGUGCUAUGUGAUCCACAAGGAAGGAAAUGGUUAAUGGAAGCUAAAACUAGACAAACAGACGGCCGUGUGGGAUUCGGCCGUGGAUGGAUUGAUUUUUCAAAAGCAUACGGGUUCCGAGCUGGUGACACUUUAGUUUUCGAGUUUGUGAGUGACCGUACAAUGAAAGUGCAAAUAAUCAAAGCUUGUAACUUGAACGAUCAUGCUGUAAUGACAGGACCUAUCGUAAAGCCGGAUGUUAUCGAGCUUCACUAAAUGCUCGAUCCAUGGCCAUGGUGAUGCAAUCUGUGUGAUACUACUAGAUUAGAAAAUUUUGGAUGGUUAUCUUGUAAUGGAGCUUAAUUAACCAUGUUUAUCUGGCUUUUGAUUUUGUUUUUUGUCCAAUGGAGAACAUGUAGUCAUGUACUUCUUAACAGUCCAACUGUAAGACUAAUUGCUACUGUAAGACGAAUUGCGACUGUAAUUAAAUACUUUCAUUUCUAUAUCA